AUGCUCAGGCCCGCUAUCACAACUCAUAGUAUUGUGGCCUUUCGGGACCUCGUAAAGCGUCACGGACCCACCUCCGCUAGGUGGGUCCACGUCCUCGAGCCGCAGCUCGUGAGCCACCAAUGGCUCGAGUAUAUCGAUGACCUGGCGCAUUGUGGGCCUUCCCUUUGGGUUCUGGCUAAGGCAUUGGUAGGCCAAAUUUGCAACUUUCAUGAGGAUCUUGGUCGAGUACUGGCCCUCGAUCCUUGGGUCCAGUAUUUUGAUGAGCUUCUUGGUGUGGUUGAGGAGUGGGCGGGCCCACUCGACGAGGUUGUGCUCGCGGCUGGGCCUGCUCUUGUCCAUGGCCCGUCUCCCGAUGAGCAUCUCGAGCAGGACAACUCCGUAGCCGUACACAUUGUACGUUGCGGAAAGAAAGAAUAA
Molecule: messenger RNA, 417 nt
Organism: Striga asiatica
Lineage: Eukaryota; Viridiplantae; Streptophyta; Magnoliopsida; Lamiales; Orobanchaceae
Source: the annotation of a GenBank genome assembly